GACGGCCGAUUUCUUCUAAUUCCUCCGCGGGGUUGGCGGUGCCUGCUCCGGGUUAGGGCUUGGGCUUUUGCGAGACACUGCACCCCGGGAAACCAGCUGCCGUUAGGAUUGUUGAAUGAGCUGUGAAGGGAGUGGGGAUGUGGAUUUUGCUCUUAGAGUCAUAAAAUAUUAGAGCCAGAAGCUCUUGUUCAGCAUCCUCAAGCAGCAGCGGUUUUGCCCAAAGGUGGGCAGGGCCAAGCAGGAACCCUGGCACAUGGGAGAACAGGAGAGCUGAAGAGGCCAGGCAUUGUUGCCUGGAAGAUGGCAAGAGUUGUCUCCCAGCUCUUGCUAGGAUCUGCUCCUCUGACAGCUGAAGAAGAAACCACUGUUAAAACUCCCCCUGUGUCUUCAGGGGCUAGAGAUGCUAUAACUGUUUGACUCAAAGGCCUGGAAUAAUCCAGGCUCCAGGAGAAUUGAUUGAGGCCUCUUCUAACUUCAAGAGUCUUCCCCCACGGAAUCAGCAGGCUCUGGAUACUUCAUGGAACAUGUGGAGCCAGGCAGAAAUUCUUGGAAGCCCUGAUGACUUCAAACCUGCUUCUAUUGACACUUCUUGUGAAGGAGAGCUUGAAGUCGGCAAAGGUGAACAGGUGACAAUUACUCUACCAAAUAUAGAAGGUUCAACUACACCAGUAACUGUUUUCAAAGGUUCAAAGAAACCUUACUUAAAAGAAUGCAUUUUGAUUAUUAACCAUGAUACUGGGGAAUGUCGACUAGAAAAACUCAGCAGCAACAUCACUGUAAAAAGAACAAGAGUUGAAGGAAGCAGUAAAAUUCAGUAUCGUAUAGAGCAGCAGCAGCAACAAAUGCGGAAUUCAGCUAGGACUCCCAAUCUUGUAAAACAUUUUCCAUUGGAAGACAAGAUGUCCCCAGCAUCUCCGAUGGAUGAUAUUGAAAGAGAACUGAAGGCAGAAGCUAGUCUCAUGGACCAGAUGAGUAGUUGUGAUAGUUCAUCAAAUUCCAAAAGUUCAUCAUCUUCAAGCAGUGAGGAUAGUUCUAGUGAUUCAGAAGAUGAAGAGUGCAGAUCCUCCCCUUCUGAUCCAGGGAAUUAUGUCUCAGAACAUCCUACCAUGUCUACCAUGCCACAGUGCAGGAUUCCUGAGAUAGUGGCCGGUCAUAAUAAACAUGACAGCAAUGGCCUUCUGAUGAAUACUUUAAGAAAUGAUUUGCAGCUGAGUGAAUCAGGAAGUGACAGUGAUGACUGAAGAAAUAUUCAGCUAUAAGUAUAAAGUUUAUAAGACAUGUGACAAUUUAUUUUAUAUUAGGAAUAAAAAUUCCUAAGACUGAGGAAAAUGUAUCUUAACUUUGAUGAUAAGAGAAAUUUAAUAUGAUUCAGAAUUUUCAGUUGAUGUUACAUUUUUUACCUUUUAUGGGUACCGGCAUGUUCAUGUGUUUUCAUUUAAUCUUAACAAAACUCCUAGGAAGUUUUACAGAUGAGAAAACAAACUUCAGGGGUUAGGUUACUUGCCCACAUAUUGUUAACAAGUGGCAGAUCAGGGGUUCUGAAGUUCAGGUUCAGUGUUCUGUUUCACCACACUGCUGUUUUCAAUUGUGAAUGGCAAAACUGUUGAUUUAUAAUAAAUG
This is a messenger RNA of Mesoplodon densirostris (Blainville's beaked whale), 1620 nucleotides long. It is a transcript of the gene EAF2, whose product is annotated as ELL associated factor 2. Gene Ontology annotation, cellular component: super elongation complex. NCBI's taxonomy places the organism in Eukaryota, Metazoa, Chordata, Mammalia, Artiodactyla, Ziphiidae. Gene Ontology annotation, molecular function: transcription elongation factor activity. Gene Ontology annotation, biological process: positive regulation of DNA-templated transcription; regulation of transcription elongation by RNA polymerase II. The transcript is spliced from 7 exons. Bases 525 to 1241 code for a protein of 238 amino acids. The record is from RefSeq and is a predicted model, not a curated record.